UAUUGAAAGCAAUGAAGAUGAAAUAAUUCACAAUAUAUAUGAUCUUAAAAAGCUCAUUGCUCUUAAAUUUAGAAAUAAGAAAGUAGAAAAUCAUGUUGAGUUCACUAUAACAGUAAAAAUUGAAGAUGAAUUAGUUAAUGAAAAAAAUUUAAGCUUGGAAUUUAAUAAGUAUGUAGAAGAUAAGAAAUUUCAUGCUAUGAUUAAAUCAUUACUUAUACCUCUUCAAGCAGACUUUAGUUAUUAUUAG
Messenger RNA from Cetraspora pellucida, 247 nucleotides. The record is from the annotation of a GenBank genome assembly. Lineage: Eukaryota; Fungi; Glomeromycota; Glomeromycetes; Diversisporales; Gigasporaceae.